Molecule: messenger RNA, 883 nt
Organism: Physella acuta
Lineage: Eukaryota; Metazoa; Mollusca; Gastropoda; Physidae
Product: meiotic recombination protein REC114
Source: RefSeq, a predicted model, not a curated record
UCUUAAGUCUAACUACUAGAUCUAGAUCUAACUACUUAACUAAAUUACUAAAAUACUACUACUAUACUACGUUUUGUAAAAUAUGAGCUUGUGUUGGACUUUGGAUCGAUACGCUCGUUUUAUUACCGCCGCACAUAAAAAAUCUGAGGAAGAGAAGAAAAGUUCAAGUUGGAAGCACUUUGACAAUACCACCUGCCCUCUUCUGAUGACCAUCACUGAUGAUUAUCAUCUUCUGAUAACACAAGGCUCCAAAGUUUUGGAAAGUCACAAUCUAACCACUGCCAAUUCUAUAAUGCGAGGACUAAGUCGAACUGACAGUCUGCUGAUUUUAUAUAAAGUAAAGAAUGAAACAAGAAGAUUCAGAGUCCGUUUUUGCCAACAGAAAAACAAAACAGGCACUGAGAUGUGCAUUAUUGCAGCACAGGCAUUGUCCAACUUUAUGGCAAUUAAAAUGAACAGUGAAACUAAAUUUGACUUGGUGAAAAAAUUACAGAAAGUUGAAUCAAAUACUGACCAAUCUUUAGAUGCUCAUCCACCAGUUUUUGAAAGAGAUGUUACUAUUGGCUCAUUAGCUAAGGCAGUUAUCAACAAACAUAACCUUCCUUUAGCUUACAGUCAACACCAAACCAAUGAAGAGAUUUGUCCUCACUUACUUCACAUCUGCUUCUCAGAUCCAACUUUUCCAGCAUUUGUAGAAUCUGUGGAGUCGGCCAUUCAUCAGUUGAUCUCUGAUGCAGUGUAAUUCAUUUGACAUACUAAUUUAACUUGAUAAUUUUAUGAUUGUAACUGUCUACUAUGUUUUGUUAUUGAUUGCUUUAUGUAAUAAAUUAAAAUAUCCUGGAGAUUUAAAAAGUGACUUAUUUGAAACUUUCUUCAGGUUGGC